Bacillus rossius redtenbacheri is the source of this 4548-nucleotide messenger RNA. It is a transcript of the gene Scgalpha, whose product is annotated as epsilon-sarcoglycan. The coding region runs from base 128 to 1408 and encodes 426 amino acids. The record is from RefSeq and is a predicted model, not a curated record. Gene Ontology annotation, cellular component: membrane; sarcoglycan complex. Lineage: Eukaryota; Metazoa; Arthropoda; Insecta; Phasmatodea; Bacillidae. Gene Ontology annotation, molecular function: calcium ion binding. The transcript is spliced from 9 exons.
UGUGCUCAUUUGUUUGUGCAUGUAAUUGAAAUUAUUUGAAUUAGUUUCAAAUACGUGCGUUUCGUAUCUAAGAAAACAGUCAGGUGGAAGAAGCGAUAUUUUAUCCAAAACACCAAAAACCAUUUUAAUGAUGAGUAUUAUAUGUAUUAUACUUAUGAUUUUACAUUUUCGUUUCAGCAUAUCAGAAAAUGUACACAUGACAAAAGUAUUUAUAUUGCCUAUAGAGCCGGAAAUAUUUAAUUGGACAGAAAAAGGAAACGACCGGUACUCUUACCAGCCGUCCCUCCAGAGCGCCCCGGAUCUCCCGUCGUGGAUGCAGUACACCUACAGCGAGCGCCACCAGAUAGGCCUGCUGUACGGCGUGCCGCCUCUGAACCACCGCGACCUCACGUUGGAAAUUGUUGGCCUGGACCGAAAGACCUAUGAAACAAGACAGAGGGACAUCCACAUAAAUGUUAACAAGAAAGAUGACCCGGCCAAGUACGAGGUCCAGCUGAAGAUCCACAACCUGAACGUGGAGGACAUGUUCGACUCCCGGCGGCUGGACCGCCUGCUGGGCAUCUUCCGCAAGAAGCUGUGGACGGAGAGCGACGAGGACCUGUACGUGACGUUCCUGGCCUCCGCCGUGCAGCUGGGCGGCCGCCUCCCGCUCAGGCCCGGCGAGGAGGAGGGGGUGGUGAUGAGGAUCGGGAGCACUGCCCCCUUCUCGUCGCUCCUGGUGGAGCUGCAGGAGGAGGUGAGGCCCCUGUGGAAGAGGGGCUCGUGUCCCCGGGACUUCAAGCGCACCACCGUGGAGUGGCUGUUCCGAGACGCCGGCCUGGCGCUCGACUGGUGCGCCUUCCGACUGAUAGAGGGCAGCUCGUCGUCCGGGCUGAAGCACUCGUCGCGCCACGACGCCGUGCUCCCCCCGGGGGCCCGGGGCCUGCCGCCGGGCGACCGCUGGCAGCGGCCCGACCGGUCGCAGGUGCCGCGACGCAGCUAUGUGGGCGAGUUCCUGCUCACCAUCGCCGUGCCCAUGGUCGUGCUGGUGCUGCUCGCGCUCCUGCUGUCCUUCAUCCUCUGCUUCCACCGCGAGGGCAUCGGCGGGAGCGGGAGCGGCAGUGUGACGCGGGGGACGUGUGGAGCAGGAGCCGGCGGGAGCAGCGGGAGGCCUCGGAGACGCAGCUGGUGCAGUACGCGGCGUCCCAGCGGGCCACGCAGACGCUGCGCUCGCUGUCCGGCCGGCGGCCGCCCUCCUCCUCGGAGCGGACGGGCAUGUCUCGCUCGCGCACGGCCAGUCCCGGCAGCUCGCUGGCCCGCAGCUCUUCCCCCCGGUUGUUGGUGGAGCCCAGCCCUUACUAUCGUCCGGAUCCUCCCCCCUACACCGGCCCUACGCGAAGCAUUGGCAAUCAUGCAGAUUUCUGACUAAGGGAGGAAGUCAAAACUUGGUACUGCUGAGUUAGUCUGAGAAGCAGAUAAGCAAGUCAUGAGCAAGAAUCCCCGAAGAGUAGUGGUUGUGAAGCUGUAAAUUAUAGAACCUCAGCGAGUUAGUAGGCUGGGCGUACUUUGUCCGACAUAGAAGUUAUUAUUGUACACUCUGAAGUCUCUCAAUUUGCACACUCUGAUGUUGUUUCGUCUGUUCAAUUAUACACUGAUGAAGUAUAGUGUGUUGUAUUGUAAACUCUGAUCUAGAGAGGUCUUUAAUAUUGUACAUGCCGAUGUAGUCUAGUGUGUUAAACUGUACUCUCUGAUACUGUUUGGUAGGUUAAAUCACAAUGUACACAUAAUUAAGGCAUUGUUCAAAUUACUAAUCAGUUCGUAAUUUUGUGAUUUUGGUAAGUAGUUUUCCAUUCAUUUUCUUCGUACUCAACUUUCCAAUGCGGUUAACGUUAAACAAUUUAAAAUUAGGUUUAAAGAGUUUAUAUUUAAAACAUUGUACUAUUUUAUUUUAAGAAAUAUCAGAAAUGCCUCAAAUGCAACUACAGAUGAUAAAAAUACACAUAAUUUUAACCACUAAUGGUUUUAUUGAAUUCAUUAUCAAACAUUAUUAAAGCCACAUAUCAUGGCUAACUGCUGUUUUUAAUAUUUAUUUCGAUUACGAUGCACAGUUUAUAAGUUCAAAGUAAAUAACACAAAGAUUUUAUUUAAUAGGUCACCAAAUUGGUUAAUGUGUUGUAUUUUUUUUUUAUAGAUUUAUUAGAUUCAAAACAUGAGGGGAAAAAAUGAAUGAAAUACGCCAUUAUUUUUGUAUGUAAAAUUUGGUUAUGUAAGUACAGUAAACUCCCGGUAUAUCGCGCCCCGAUUGAUCGCGGAAUCGGGUAUAUCGCGGGUCAAACCAUGUCCCCCAGUCAGAAAUGAAUAAUAAUGGAAUAAAUGGUUGAUAGCCGAUUAGGAUAAUUUUGCAUUGUAACAAACAAACUAAGCAUCGGGCAGAAAAAAGCCUAGGCGUAGAAAAUGUCCGCAGUGAAAUUCUAAACAAGAUAUCUCCGUACAUUAUUCCUCUAUCUUGUAGUGUUUUCAAAUUAUGGUCCAAUCCAGCCCAGUGAUAUUUUCUGAAAGACUAGUUCUUAACGUCGCUUUAUCUCACAAAUGAAGCAGGGGAUCUGAUAAAGCCCACCGUUCAGCAACAUUAUCCAGCGUGACUAGGCUGGGGAUUGAUGUUGGAUAGGCUUGGUUGUCGGCAAGCGCUGGGUAGGGAGAGGCGAGCCGAGAAUAUGGAGAGAGGUAGAGAUUAGAGCGGGCAGAAACAGGUCGAGGGGGAGUGGGGGAGGGAAUGUGUUCACGCAGCACACAGGCAGAGCAUGAGUCACUUGACUGAGCAGUGUCCCUGCGUACAAGGCAAAAUCAGGUAGUCCGGUGUUUAAAAUUCCACUCCAGAAUCAUAAUUGGUACAUCUGUAUAUAAAUGUUUUGUUACAACUUAAACCUACAGACGUUAUAUUAUUGGGUAAUUCAUUGUAUUAUACACGUUCAUCUUUUUACUUUGGUAUAAUGUUUUAACAUUAAAUGGUAAAGUAAAUCAGCUAGCGUAUUUUUAAUCUUUGCCCAGGAAUUCCCAGUGGUCCAAUACUUACGUGAACCAUACUGUACCACGUUUGCCGUGAGGUAGUAAACAAUUCCCGGAAAUGUUUAUGUGUAGCGGUCUCCCGACCUUUAACCAGAGGCUGGGGAAUAUAAUACUUGCCGAUCCGAGCAACACACACUCAGCAACUCGACACAGUGUUUGGUGAAAUAAGUAAAGACAUGGUUUAACACGGUUUUUAAUACGGCGUCACUGAUUGCGCUAAAAUUAAAUUGGCGCAAUUUUUGUUUCCCACACGUGACCAUUUAUAAUUUACUGUAAGCAUGGAUAAUAAAGUUUAACCACUUGACACGAUAGACGAUUCUUUAUUUUUUAUUGUACGAAUGCUAGAAUAGUUUUUUCCUGUAUCUGCGGCCUACUUCUGCAAAAGACAAGCUAUAUGUAAGUAAAUAUAGAAUUUUUAUUUUGUCAAUCAAACUCGGUACUUUGCGAUUCAUAUUCGGUUUGAAGUAUCACUACGGCCUUUCUUUUUAGAAGACUUCGACCACAGAAUCGUGUGUAACCGCACACACUGCACUUACUUUGUUACGGACACUGACGAAGCAGAUACUGUGGCUGACACCACGAGACUGGCAGCAGCUUGUGUGCCGCACGUGUGUAUGGCGGCGUGUGGCGCGCUCGUAGGCCGUGCGACAAACUGUGCGCGGCACGCGGAAAAAUAAAAACAAUUCAACAUUUAAUAUUUAUCUUUAAAAUUUAUUAUUUUUAUUUUUUCACCCGCGUUUAGUGAAAACUGCGGAUGCAAAGUCCGCACAACGGCGGGCCGUCUAUAUCUAUACUGUGCGUGCUUGCCGACCUAUUAGAACACAGGCGGUGUUUUAUGCCUUUUGACCUUGGUCACAUCGAAACAUCGCGGUUAUGCAACAACGCGGGUAAAAGUUAUGUCCCCCGACAACCGCGUUAAAUAGGGAGUGUACUGUACUAUUAUUUCGCACAAAAGUGUCAAUUUGAACACGUUUUAAAUAUAACAUCCGAGUGGCAUAAGUGUUGUAAUCAAGGCAUAUAUGCUCAGCCCGGUCACCUUUCCAUGUAUAGAAUGCAACAGGAAUGUCACAAACAAGCUCAUUUUACCCUUGUGGAUAAUUUAAAAGGAAAAAAGGCAUCAAGCAUUCAGUUAGUUAUCCAUUCAUUUUCGUACUUCAAGGCUGGCCAAAGUUUGGAUCAUGAUUAGCCACUGGUGAACCGCAAAAGUAAACAUUAACUUGAAGUAGUUCAUGUUUCCCCUAAGUGUGACUGCCCCUAGUCUAUAUACUCAUCAUUCAUUGGUAAGUUUUCUUGUGUGCCAUAAGCUAUUUACCGGUAGCUGCUACUAAUACUUAGUAGUUUUAUCGUGAAGAGUCUAGUCACAAUUACGCUUUUUUUUGUUUGAUAUUUUGUUGUAAUACUGAAUAAUUUAUAAGUGAAUUUUUGUUAUUACAUUUUUUAAUAAUAUAAGAAUUAUUUAUGAAUUUUUUGUAAUGAUUGCAAAGUAAUAAACUAUUAUGGUUA